AUGUCCUCCGCUCCCACUAAGAAGGAAUUCCUCUGCAUCCUCCCGGAUAAGCCCGGCGCGCAGGCCAAGCGCCUCGAGGUCCGGCCUGCUCACCUUGCCGGUGUCAAGCCUGCCGUCGCUUCUGGCUCCAUCGUCGCUGGCGGCGCCAUGCUCGAGUCCCAUCCCGCCGAGGGCGAGACCCCGUCUUUCAAAGGUAGCAUGAUGCUCGCGGUGGCUGAGAGCGUGGCUGAGGUGCGCGCACAGCUGGAGAAAGAUAUCUACGCUACUAGUGGCGUGUGGGAUAUGGAGAAGGCUCAGAUUAUUCCGUUCAAGUCGGCUGUGCGUGAGCAGUUGAAGCUGUGA
This is a messenger RNA of Penicillium cinerascens, 342 nucleotides long. RefSeq lists its product as uncharacterized. The coding region runs from base 1 to 342 and encodes 113 amino acids. The transcript is spliced from 4 exons. The record is from RefSeq and is a predicted model, not a curated record. Lineage: Eukaryota; Fungi; Ascomycota; Eurotiomycetes; Eurotiales; Aspergillaceae.